This is a messenger RNA of Patella vulgata (common limpet), 2338 nucleotides long. Its product is annotated as vam6/Vps39-like protein. Bases 131 to 2338 code for a protein of 735 amino acids. Gene Ontology annotation, biological process: vesicle-mediated transport; intracellular protein transport; autophagy. Gene Ontology annotation, cellular component: membrane; cytoplasm. The transcript has 23 exons. The record is from RefSeq and is a predicted model, not a curated record. NCBI's taxonomy places the organism in Eukaryota, Metazoa, Mollusca, Gastropoda, Patellidae.
UGAAAAAGUGUCUGCUAGAACUAUUUUUGUUUAGGGAAAUAGCAAUUUCGCACAUUUUAGCUCUAAUUUGGGCUGUCUGACCGUUAAGAUUAUAUUAUCAUUUUGUUUUGAAAUAUGUUAACGCGUUAAAAUGCACGAAUCAUACGAGGCAGCUCCAAUAUUGGAGAAACUCCCACUGACGAUUGAAUCUAUUGCUUGUUAUGAAGAUAUUCUGCUUGUUGGAACUAAACAGGGACAUUUACUUCAGUACAAAGUGAAAAGAGUUAAAAGUUCAGGGGAAUCAAAAUUUGAAGUGAAUUUAGAAAGAUCAAAUAAAGCCUUUGCUAAAAAACCUAUCACACAGCUGGAAGCUGUACCCGAGUUAUUCAUCCUCAUUAGUUUAUCAGAUAAUGUGAUCUGUGUUCAUGAUUUAAUGUCAUUUGAUCUGGUGACAACUGUUAAUAAAACUAAAGGAGCAACUCUUUUCUCUGUUGAUCUUGAGAAACCAACAAAUUUAGAAGGAAAAAUACAGUAUAAUCUAAGAAUAUGUGUCACCUCAAAACGACGAGCUCAGUUUUAUUAUUGGAAGAAUCGCGAUUUCUACGAUUUAUUAAAUGAAUUAAGUUUGUAUGACAUGCCUAGAGCAAUGGCUUGGUGUAAAGAUUCUAUUUGUAUUGGUUUUAAAAGAGAUUAUUUUCUUAUUAAUUCGAAGAACGGUGAUUUAAAGGAAUUAUUUCCGUUAGGUAGUCGUCAACUGGAACCACUAGUCACCAAGUUAGCUGAUAAUCGGCUAGCCCUAGGUAGAGAUAUAAUGUCAAUCUUAAUAAACGCUGAGGGUGAACCAACACAGAAACAUCCUGUAAAAUGGUCGGAUAUACCAGUUGCAUUACAACAUGAUCCACCAUAUUUGAUAGCCAUAUUACCUAAAUAUGUUGAAAUCCGAACUAUUGAACCUCAGAGAAUAAUACAAAGUAUUGAUCUCAGCAAGGCCAGAUUUGUCUGUCAUGGAAGUGGCUGUGUGUAUGUAGCUUCUGCUAAUUUUGUGUGGCGUUUAGCCUCUGUAUCCAUUCCACAACAGAUUCGUGAUUUACUGCAGGGAAAAGAAUUUGAAUUAGCUUUAAGAUUAGCGGAAAUGACAGAAGAACCAGAGUUAGAGAAACAGAAAAGAAUUAGAAAUAUUCAGAAUUUAUAUGCUUUUGAUCUGUUUUGUCAACAUAGAUUUGAAGAAUCCAUGAAUUUAUUUGCUACAUUAGGAACUGAUCCAUCGAAUGUGAUUGGUUUAUAUCCGAACCUUUUACCUCAAGAAUAUCGUAAUCAAUUAGAAUAUCCCGAUAAAUUACCUGAUUUAGAGGGUGGAGAUUUAGAGAAAGGUCUUCUAGCUUUGAUUGAUUUCCUUAUGCAGAAAAGAAAUGAAAUGAUUGUAGACUUGAAUAAAGAUAUAUCAACCACGGCUAUAGUGGAGGGAAAUUCUGUCAUUAAAACUAAAAAACAACUCAGUCAGAUUAUAGAUACAACUUUAUUAAAAUGUUAUCUUCAGACUAAUGAUGCUCUGGUAGCACCGUUACUACGACUACAAGAUAAUAAUUGUCAUAUAGAAGAAAGUGAAAGAAUAUUAAAAAGAAAAGAGAAAUUUAGUGAACUGAUUAUUUUAUAUCAGAAGAAAGGAUUACAUCAGAAAGCUUUGAAUUUGUUAAUGAAGCAAGCAGCCAGACCCGAUUCUCAAUUAAAAGGUCAUGAUAGAACAGUAUCAUACUUACAGCAUUUAGGAGUCGAUCACUGGGAUUUGAUUAAAGAAUACUCUGAGUGGGUAUUAAAAAAACAUCCAGAAGAUGGUUUAAAGAUAUUUACGGAAGAUUUACCAGAAGUAGAAAGUUUACCAUGUGAUAAAGUUUUAGAUUAUUUAGAGAAUAUUAGUACAGAUUUAGCCACUCAAUAUUUGGAACAUGUGAUAUUACAUCUGAAUAACGAGACUCCAGAUUUCCACAAUCGUUUAAUAUUAAUGUAUAAAAGUCAUGUAUCCCAGUUAAUGAAAGAUUAUAUUAAUUCUCUUCCUGAAGCAGGUCAUCCACCAAACAAUCCCGGACAAGAACCAGGUGAAUUGGGUGAUUAUAGAAGGAAGCUGAUUGGUUUCCUGUAUAAAUCACAAUGUUACAUUCCAGAACGACUAUUAACAAGAUUCCCUCUAGAUGGUUUUUAUGAAGAGCGAGCUAUAUUAUUAGGUAGAUUAGGUCGACAUGAACAAGCUUUAGGAAUAUAUAUACAUGUUUUACAUGAUACCGUCAAGGCAGAAGAGUACUGUGCUUCUCAUUUUGAUGGCGAGAGUGAAAGCAAUAAAGAUGUUUAUGUACAUUUAUUGUAA